Calidris pugnax (ruff) is the source of this 3724-nucleotide messenger RNA. RefSeq names its product tsukushi, small leucine rich proteoglycan (gene TSKU). The transcript is spliced from 3 exons. Lineage: Eukaryota; Metazoa; Chordata; Aves; Charadriiformes; Scolopacidae. Gene Ontology annotation, cellular component: extracellular matrix. Gene Ontology annotation, molecular function: protein binding. Bases 286 to 1344 code for a protein of 352 amino acids. The record is from RefSeq and is a predicted model, not a curated record.
UUGUGUGCAGCCAUCUGUUGAGCUCCCUCCUCCCUCCUCCUGCGGGGAAGGGGGCAGCCCGUUUGCCCGGCCAGCUGCACGCCUUGGACGAGAAGAAGGAGGAGGAGGAGGAGGAGGAAGAAGAAAGAGGACGAGGAGGAGGAGGAGGGAAGAAGGGGAGCCCGAUCCCCGCCGUGGGAACCGACCCCGACCCCGGGAAAAGCAUCCUGUGCUCCCCCAGCCCUGCAGUGACCAGCGGUGUGUGCCACCCUGGCAGGAGACAGAGCUGGGAGAAAAAGGUCAACAAUGCAGUUCCUACCCUGGUUCAAUUUGCUGCUUCUCCUUCCUUGUUUUGGCACCACCAAAACCUGCUUCCCCGGCUGCCACUGCGAAGUGGAAAGCUUUGGCCUCUUUGACAGCUUUAGCUUGACCAAGGUGGACUGCAGCGGCAUAGGCUCACACAUUGUUCCUGUCCCAAUCCCUUUGGAUACCUCCUACUUGGAUCUAUCAUCAAACAAACUGGAAACAAUCAAUGAAUCGAUGCUUACUGGCCCUGGAUACACCACCUUGGUGAGCCUCGACCUGAGCUACAACAAAAUUGCCAAGAUUUCCUCCACAACCUUCUCCAGGCUUCGGUACCUGGAGUCCUUGGAUCUGAGUCAUAACUCUCUGGAAGUCCUCCCGGAGGACUGUUUCUCCAGUUCUCCUUUGGGUGACAUAGAUUUGAGCAAUAACAAGCUUUUGGAUAUAGCCAUGGACACUUUUGCUUCAAAAGGUCAAGGAAAACCCCUGAAUGUGGAUCUAUCCAAUAACAUGCUCAGCACAAUUACGAGGCACCGUGAAAAGAGCAUCCCCAACAUCCAGAACUUAAAUCUUUCUGGAAACAGGCUGACAUCGGUGCCAAACCUUCAAGGGAUUCCUCUCCGAUACUUAAAUCUCGACGGGAACCCUCUAGUCAAGAUCGAGAAAGGAGACUUCACAGGACUGAAAGAUUUGAUUCAUUUAUCCCUCAGUGGCCUGCGUGGCUUUGGAGAAUUAUCUCCUUAUAGUUUCAAGGAACUACCAGCUCUCCAAGUUCUGGAUUUAUCCAACAAUCCCAACUUGAAGUCACUACCUGCUGAAGUGAUCUUUGGUCUGAACUCCCUACAAGAGCUCAACCUUUCUGGGACAGGCGUGUCAUCCUUGCCAAAGACUGUGCUGAAAUACCUGCCUUCCAUCAAAAGCAUCACCCUGGGGAAGAACAUACAGUGUCUUAAGACCAUCAAAGAAGGACAGUACCACCGACAAAUUGGGCUGACCAAAAAAGAGGUCCUCAGUUGCCACGACAGCCACGGGUCCGUAGCAGCAGCGCCUUACGUUUCGUGAUGAAAGCUGGGGAGAUGGGGGGUGGGAAAGGGAGGGGAGGGGUGGGGUGUGGGAUUUGUACAGGUGUCGGACUGAGAUGGCUUGCAGUGUGCCUUUUGUAAAACUGUCAAUAAUUUAUAUAUUUGUAUAUGCCAACACUUGAUUGUUUGUGGAUUUUAUAAACUCUCCAAUCCUGGCCCGCGUCGUCUGCAGGCUCCAGAUUUUACCUGGUGCAUUGAGGUCCUGCAGGCAGCCCGUUCCCUCAAGAGUGGUGAUGCUGGACAACGGGGACCAAGCUGCUCUGCAGGUCCCAGGGCAGAAAGGUCAGUCUGGACCAAACCUUCCUGUCCCAGACAUGUUUGUAGGAGCAAAGCUACGUCUCACCAGAGCACACACCAAAACAUACCGACUCGGUAGCUGCUUGCUUACAAACCCAUGCAUCAUCCUUUUUUUUUAAUUAUUACUCCCCAAGAAGUGCCUUCUGGAUGUUGCCUUCGUUAGCAGCACCCUGUUCCUUGUCAUGCACUUUCAGUCUUGAAGAAACAUUUCCAGACCAACCUGAAUACAGGGUACUCCUAAUGUGCUGGUUUUUACACGUUAUUUGCAUAGGUGUGCAAUGAACAUUGAGUAAGCCGAGAACUUUUUCCACAGUGUUCUCCCUGUUUUCCCCUCUCGAUUCUUUCUGUGUCUAAUUACUUUAGGUCCAACCUUGGCAACCUCCCGUCUUUCUACCCUUAGUGAGUCGUUGCUCAGAGCUGAUGCCCAGCAGGGCAAGGGGAGCAGAAGGACCUCCCAACAGCCACGUCUCACCCAGGAACCAACCUCCUAUGAACCAGAUUGACUGAGUUGCAAAGCAAAAGGAUUGUGUAGCCUAGCUUACAAAAAAAAUAAUAAAAAAAAUAAAUGCCUGUUCCCUUUCUGGGGAAGCUCAGAAGAAAACUUUGACAGGGAUUCUCAUCUUGACAACUUUAUCAAAUCAAGAUGCAGACCCAGAGGACGUGAGAGUAAGCUGUUUCCAUGCUGACGUUCCCCAUCUGAACACAACAUCUGCGACUCAGCUGGGCACGCGUGAGGCAAUUUCCAGCGCCGAAACGCUCUCCAGAACGUGCCAGGGGAAGAAUUAGCACUGACGCCUGCGACCCUGGAGCGCUUUGCCUAUCAGAGGAAAGAUCUUGGGUUUUAUUUUCUAGGGUUGUAGCUUUUCUUUCCCUCACACAGCUCCCUGGCUGCCAACUGAAAUCUGAUAAAAAGCCUGGUCCUCGGAGAUUUACUCAUUUUUUCCUCCAUUGCUGGAGUUCUGGCAAAGCAAAGCGGAGCCCCUCUCGUCCUUCUUCUUCUCCAGGCCAGGAGAAAGCAGGGGAAGGCAGCACAGCAUGACUCAAUGCCGUAUGUGAAGCCUUGUUUAUGGGAGCUCCUGCAGUGGAGGUGUCUGCUGAGGUCGGGUCCACAUCUGGCACGCUCUGUCCUGGGGAUGGGAAGGGACGUUGUGGAUGGUGGUCCUGCUUGGGCUGGUCUGCAGCUUGGUUUCCAAACCCAGCCUUGCAUGGAGGCAACCUUCAGCGUUUGAAACUGAUUUAAGGAGGUCCAUGCAAAGGUGAUGCAGAUAGAAACCCAUCCCACAACCCUCCUUAGGAGCAUUGGGAGGAGCUCAGGCUUUGUUUCACAGCCCCAAAGGUCUUUGCAAAUUGAAACCCUAUUGCCCAAAGCAGCUGUCUCCAGGGAUGGUUGAAACCCAUUGGACCUAUAAAAGCCAGAGUCAAAACUCCACGUUAGACUCUGAAAUUCCUCUCCCACUUUUUCAUCCACCUCCUUUUCAAUGAUUUGUUUGGGGACCUUAGGGUGGUUUUUAACCCUUUCUUUCAGUCUUGGGGCUUUUGCCUCUCUCCUGAGCCUUUGCAGCGCUCGACCAGCCUUCAGUCAUAAGAAACAUGUUGAUUUUCUUAAAAAGGCAACGGGACUGCCUACAGUUAGGGAUCUGGAGGGGAACAGCAACCAACUGCAGUGCAAGAUGGGGGCAGUUUGGGAGGAAAGGGGUGGUUUUUUUAGUGGAUCUUGCCUUUUUAAGAGAAUUCUUUUCUGCUGGCAGAAAAUGUAAUUUUUUUUUUUUUAAAAAAAAGAAGUUGUUUAAUUUUAUAAGUCUGUACAUAGAUGCAAUGUUACAGGGAUCACAUACUGUCAGAGUUACUGUCUUUGUGCCACUGUGGUAAGUUCAAAACCCGAUGUGACAAUCCAAUUGGAGACUGCAAGAUUUCCUUGUGUAAUCUCUCGCUAGCUGCGAGCUAAACGAGUCUUAGCAAAAAGCUGGCAAAUACCGUCGCUGUGUUAGUUUGUUUUUUUUCUAAAGAACCUCUGCAGCAUUGUAAGGCUUUGUGAUUACUCACAAUAUAAUAAAGUCAUUUGG